Cuscuta epithymum is the source of this 2585-nucleotide messenger RNA. NCBI's taxonomy places the organism in Eukaryota, Viridiplantae, Streptophyta, Magnoliopsida, Solanales, Convolvulaceae. The record is from the annotation of a GenBank genome assembly.
CUCCUGAACAUAAUGGUAUUGCUGAGCGUCGACAUCGUCAUAUCGUUGACACCGGCCUCACGUUGCUUCAUUACUCUGGCAUGCCUAUUAAAUAUUGGCCUUAUGCCUUUCAAACCGCGGUCUACUUGAUUAACCGACUUCCUACACCAAUUCUCAAUAAUAGUACUCCAUAUCAAAAAUUGUUUGGUGUUGUUCCUAAUUACACCAAAUUGCGUCCGUUCGGUUGUCUAUGCUAUCCGUGGUUACGGCCUUAUUCCACCACCAAACUCCAACCCCGUUCUCAACCGUGUAUUUUUGUUGGAUAUUCCACCUCACAAUCUGCAUAUCUCUGCCUUGAACCUCGCUCUGGCCGUCUUUAUGUGUCUCGGCAUGUUCGGUUUAGUCAUACAAUAUUUCCUUUCCGUCACCCGGGGUCCAUCUCUGACGUCAUGCAUACCAUGCAUAAAUUAAAUGCGUCCUCCUCCUCACAUGACACCACCGAACGGCCUGGUCCAAGUCGCCCCUAUAUUCGGCAGAACAUCCCCCUACUUCGAUCCUAUACCCAUCACACACCAAAUUCUAUCUCCAAUCCCCCUAACCCACCGCCUCCAAUCUUAUCCCAACAAACUCUCCCUGACACUCAGCCCAAUUCAUCCAGCACAUCCGUAUCCACUCCACCCCAUAUUACCUCAUCAUUAUCCUCCCAGAAUAAUACUCCUCCAUCCCACGUGACACCAUACACCACCACUAACCCAUCCAAUCCCUCCAUCACAUCUCCCAACCUACCCAUACAGCCCCAAACUCGUCCUUUACGUAACCGCCAUCCUAAUCCAAAAUACAUUGGAGGCCCAUUCCUUAAUAAUACUCUGACUCACCCUAUACCCGUCCAACUUGAACCCACCAGUGUGAGAGCAGCACUCCGUGACCCGAAGUGGAAACAAGCCAUGGAAGAUGAAUAUGCGGCACUUCAACGUAAUUGUACCUGGGAACUAGUACCUCAUACUACUCAAAAACCCAUUUCAUGUAAAUGGCUUUUUCGGGUCAAACGACAUCCUGAUGGCUCUAUUGCGCGAUUCAAAGCGCGUCUUGUAGCUCGUGGCUAUCUUCAACAACCGGGACGUGAUUAUUUUGAAACGUUUAGCCCGGUUACUAAACCUGCCACAGUACGCAUUAUUCUCACUAUUGCCCUUGCACGGAAUUGGCCACUUCGUCAACUUGACGUUAAUAACGCCUUUCUCCAUGGCACACUAUCUGAGGAGGUAUUUAUGGUGCAACCGCCUGGCUUUGUCGAUUCUACACAUCCCAAGCAUAUUUGCCGACUCCGCAAAGCAUUAUAUGGCUUGAAACAGGCGCCCCGGGCUUGGUACCAGGAGCUCUCCAAUUUUUUGCUCUCCGUUGGUUUUAGAAAAUCUCGAGCGGAUACAUCCCUUUUUAUUUAUUCUCAUCAGGAUGUCACUCUAUAUUUUCUAGUGUAUGUCGAUGAUAUUGUUUUAACAGGUAACAGUCCACCAUCUCUGGAAAGAUUUGUGUCUCAACUCACUGCCCGUUUUUCGGUUAAGGAUUUGGGACCACUGCACCAUUUUCUGGGAGUUGAGGUAAUCCCUCAUGCGCAUGGAUUUUUUCUCACACAACGGCAAUACAUUAUUCAUGUCCUUGAGGAGUGUGGUAUGCUAGGAGCAAAAGAAGCAGAUACUCCUAUGAGCACCUCUGUUUCUUUGCAUGCUGAGCCAACUAAUGCCAUCACGGAUGCCACCCAAUUCAGGAGGUCCCUUGGUCUUCUUCAGUACUUAGCAUUUACCCGGCCAGAUAUCUCUUUUGCAGUCAACAAACUAUCUCAACACAUGCAUCAACCACAAACCGUGCACUGGCAGGCGGUCAAAAGAAUAUUGCGGUAUCUUAAAGGGACUCUAAACCAUGGGUUAGUUCUUCACAAAUCUGUCAACCUUCAUAUUUCUGCUUUCUCGGACUCAGAUUGGGGUAAUAUUUAUGAACAAGGAAGAUCCACCACUGCCUAUGUUCUCUACCUCGGACCGAAUGUUAUCUCCUGGAAAUCUGCAAAACAAAAAUGUGUGGCCCGUUCAUCUACUGAGGCGGAAUAUAGAGCUGUAGCUCAUGCUAGUGCGGAAUUGCUAUGGGUGCGUCAUCUUCUCUCUGAACUUCGAAUACCUAUUCCAGCAACACCAACCCUCUUCUGUGACAACCUUGGUGCCACAUAUGUUUGUGCUAAUCCCGUUUUUCACUCCCGCAUGAAACAUCUUGCUCUGGACUAUUUUUUUGUUCGGGAUCUCAUUGAACAGGGAAAAUUAAAUGUUCAGCAUAUAUCUACAAAACUACAGAUAGCAGAUGUCUUGACUAAACCACUGGGUCGAUCUCUAUUUUUUUUCUUCCGGUCCAAGCUGGGAGUUUCUGACGGCACCUCCAUCUUGCGGGGCGUAUUAAAGCAUAAUUAAUAUAAUUCAUUUAUGUAUUAUCGGCACUUAUUAUUGUUGUAUUUAUCUCUUAGUUAGUUGCUAUCCUUUCUGAUCUUAUCAUAUUGUUACGUAGAUAGAUGAAUUACCUCCACUGUAAUUGUAUAUAUAUGAGGUCUUCUCAUUUGAUAAUAUAAC